Tetrahymena thermophila SB210 is the source of this 2178-nucleotide messenger RNA. RefSeq lists its product as hypothetical. Gene Ontology annotation, molecular function: protein binding. The transcript has 2 exons. The record is from RefSeq and is a predicted model, not a curated record. Lineage: Eukaryota; Ciliophora; Oligohymenophorea; Hymenostomatida; Tetrahymenidae.
AUGAAUAAUCAAUAAAACUCAAGUAAUUUGUGUAUACUACCAGCUAUUCAUAUUAAAUGUAUAGAUCACCCAAACAAUGAGAUCAAGAGCGUAUGUUGCUAACUUGACUGCGAAAAGCAUAGCCCUUUUAUUUGCUAAGAAUGCAAUUCCCAUCCCAGUGAUCAUAAAAUAGAAGAAAGAGAUAGAUUCCUUCUUUUAUUUAGCCGUGAAAUAGAAAAAAAUGUAAAGAUUUAGCAACAAAUUUAUGAUGAAACUAUUGGGAAAAAGGAGAAUUUGAGCUUAUUAAGAUGGAUGGAAGAUAGCUAAAAUCAUAUCAUAAAGUUAUAAGACUAUAUUAAAGCCUAGAAAUUUUAGGUUGAACAAGAUAUUGAAGAAUUUAUUAUAAUAAUUAACAAGACGCUCAAGAACAUCAAAGAAAAAUCCUUUCAAAAAUUCGAUGAGUUUUUAGAUAACUACAAAUAAAGUUUAGAAAUAUUUUAGCUAUUUAAAGAUGAUGUGUUUUAAUUGAAUUAAAAGUUUAAAUAUUUCAGUAAUCCAAACAUAUUGGCUUCUAAAUUGAUAAAUUAGAACAAUUAAAAGGCCAGCAAGACUAUAAAUGAAAUAAAAAGAGCUAUUCUAAUUGCUUAGGAAACAAAUUCAAAAAGCAAGGAUUUUGUUGAUAAUCUACAUCUUAGUCUUAAAGAGUUAAAUAGUUUAAUUGAUGAUCUCCCUUCUUAUCGAGGAGCAGGUUUGUUCUAAGAAGAGUUAACUGAACCUCUGUAAAAAAAAAUUGAAGAAUUUUAUAUGGAUAAUUUACAUAUUCAUAAAAAUGCACCAAUAACUCUGAGUCUAGCUAAUUACAAAGAAAAUCGUCUAAACAAAACAAUUAAAACAAAUGAAAUUAGUCUCUCAUAGAAGUACAGCUAGAAUAAUUCGCAGAAUAUUGACAUACAAAGUAUUAUAAACAAAAGUGUUUUAAAUUUCUUUGACCCAAACAUUGGUUUGGUAAAUUAGAUAGGAGUGAAUUAAGACGAAAAGCAACCAAACAAGCUCAAUUAAUUUAAUGAUUUGAACUUAUAUCAAGAAAUCAGCAGUGAUGCUUUUCAUGAAAUAAACUACCCACUUUACACACCUUUAAAGCUAAAUAUUAGAGAAAUUGGGAAGUUUAAUCUAUAUGAGAAUGAAGAAAUUCAAUUUUAAUACACAUCUAUGAGUUAUUUAGGAUACAAUCUUAUUGCUUUAGCAGGAAAAGAACCACAUGUAUAUGAUAUGAUAUCCAAGAAGAUAUAUACUCCUGAUCCAUUCGUGAUUAAUAAGCAUUAUCAAGAUCUUAUUUCAAUAGAACCCAUUUCGCCUUUGUUUUAACCACUGCAUUUCAAAGAUAAAAUUAUUUUUGCUACUUCUUCUCUUGAUUCCUCUAUUGUAUUUUGGACUAUAGACAAAAACCAUGUUAUUAAUUCCUUUUAAAAGCUACUUGGCUUUUUGAUGCCUGUCAAUUUUAUAGUAGACCUCUAAGAUGGUGCUAGAAUUCUAGCUGUAGAUGGUAGUAAUGAAAUCUAACUACUUGAAUACCAUAAUUACAGAUGGUUAUUUUCAAAGAAACUCUCUCAAUCAAAGGUUACAGACAUAAAGCUAACUUAGAAUUAAUAAGUAGUUGUAGCUUUAGAAGACGGAUAGAUAAGUGUGCUAAAGUUGAAUAUUUCUUACAAUUCUUCGUCUUCAUUUGAAGAGAUAUUAUAGUUUUAGACAGGAGUUUAAGGUGUAACUAGCUUAGGACUAAUCCCAAAGACAUGGGACAGAAAAAACUUCUACAUUUUAGGAUGCAAAGAUGGAUCUUUAAAAUUAUUUGAUAUCAUAUAAAAAAAAGUAAUGGCAACUUUUAAUUGUAAUCAAGGUGAGUUAUUAGAUCAUAUUAUUUUAAGAGAGAGUAAAAAAUGUGCUUUUUCUUUAGUUUAUUUGGGUCAAAGUGAUAAAUGUUUGAAGGCUUAUCACUUCGCUGAAAAUAGCAACGAUAAUGUAAUAAUCUAAGAGCAAAUUCUAUUAAAUAUUUAAGAAUUCACCUCAAGUUUGCCAGGUUAAUACAAAAUCUAAAUCAUACCUUCAUUUUAAUAAUCCUUCUAAAAUUCUCCAUUAAUCUUAAUUUUAUCUGAAACUCACAAACAUAUUAUGGUAUUGCAAGUUGAGUCAUAAGCAAAAUGA